UUUACAUAUAAAAAAGAUGAGUGCAAUAAUACCUUAUAAUAGUUCCAAGUGUGUGCAAUUUUGAUAGAUGAGAACAAAGUAAAUUUGUUAGGUUAUGAUGAAAAACAACAACUAUCAACAAGCUGGCCAGGGACGCGAAAUAAAGCUUCGACGUGCGCGGGCGCUCUUUCAACAAGGCGCUGCAGUGGUCAGACCCUCACGCGUUCGGCCCGCGGGCGUACUUCGCCACGGUGGCCCGGCCCGCCGCACUCACACUCGACACCGUCCAACUGGACGACGAGGGAGUAUACCGAUGUCGUGUCGACUUCAAGAAUUCGCCGACACGGAAUUUUCAAAUAAAACUGUCCGUCAUUGUGCCUCCACAUCAAUUGAUACUGUACGACAAGUCGGGCCGGGAUGUGUCGGGGGUCGUCGGCCCCCUGGAGGAGGGCAAUGAGUUAGUCCUGGUCUGCGAGGUGCGAGGAGGUCGACCAGCUCCAACAGUAAUGUGGUUGAUAGAUGGAACACCAGCCCCACAGUACAUCGGCGAGAAGACAGACACACACGUGGUAGUCAAUAAACUAGAGCUGCCACAUGUGAAGAGGAACCAUCUUAACACCACGUUCAAAUGUCGAGCAUCAAACACGAACCUCGUCAGCCCACAAGAGAAGACUGUAAGACUGGAAAUGAACUUGAGGCCCAACAUGAUCCAGAUCUUGAACAAACCGACGACUUUAUCUUCGGAACGAUACGUCAUUUUGAUGUGCGUGUGUGAAGGCAGCCGCCCGACAGCGCAACUAACGUGGUUUAAGGAUAAUAGAAAAUUUAAAAGAGGCAAGAUAAUAGAAGCAUUGAACGAGACGUGGGUGAGCAGCCAGCUGCAAUUCAUGCCGCUGCCGGAGGACGACGGGGUGCAACUCAAGUGCCAGGCGGACAAUAGCGCGCUCCCAGGACAGAGCAUCGAGGACUCCUUCAAAUUGGAUGUCGUUUAUCCUCCCGUGGUAUCCUUGUCAUUGGGCAGCACCCUCAACCCUCACGACAUCAAGGAAGGCGAUGACGUGUACUUCGAAUGCUCGGUCCGAGCCAAUCCUAAGGAGCAUCGGAUAUCCUGGUACCAUAACGACAAGCAAGUAAUCCACAACGUGGUGGCCGGAGUGAUAGUGAGCACUAAGUCACUAGUACUGCAGAAAGUGACGAGAGAUCUCGGCGGGGACUACUCCUGUCGGGCGACGAACGCUCUCGGCGAGACGGCGAGCCAAGCGACGCACCUCAGCAUACAGUACGCACCAGUAUGUUCUCACUCAUCACCGCAAGUACUCGGAGCACAACUCGAAGAAGUUCUUCGAGUGCGAUGUUCGGUCACCGCCAACCCACCAGAUGUCACAUUCUUCUGGCAGUUCAACAACAGCGGGGAAAGCCUUGAUGUGUCUCCACUGAAAUUUGGGACAGCUAACGGCAGCACCAGCGAACUGAGCUAUAAGCCGCAGAGUGAGAGGGACUACGGCACGCUUAGCUGCAGAGGCACCAAUACCGUCGGCAAGCAACUCGACCCGUGCGUGUUCCAGAUAGUUCCGGCCGCAAGACCGUCAGCCCCAAGAAACUGCUCGCUGCAGGCUGGUAACAAUACAGCGGACGGGGUGAGUUACUGGCUUCGCGUCCGCUGCGUCGCCGGGUACGACGGCGGCUUGCCCCAGUCCUUCGUCUUGGAAGCACUAGACCCCAUUACCGGCAAAACAAGAUUCAAUGGAAGCGUUAAUGAGAGCGAUGGCCAAGCCACAUUCAAAUUAGACUUGUCACAACUAUCGACCGCUGGAGACGGGGAAGGAGCUACCUUCAAUUUAUUGAUUUAUGCAAGGAACCUCAAAGGAGAAUCGGAGAAAACCCUUCUCGAAAACAUUGCUUUUAAUGAUGCAGCAAGAAGAACAGACGGCAAAAGUACAAUCGGAGGCUUAACUCUGGGCGUUGUAGUAGCAGCAACUCUAGGAGCAACGCUUGCUGCUGGUGGUAUCAUAGCAUUUGCAGCUCUCUGCGCCAAACGUCGAAGAUCACAGCCUCCUAACAAACAUCCUCCAGGAGAUAUGCUAGAGCUCAGUGAUGGUGGAAGACGAUACGUGGUGGCAUACACGAUCAAACCAUCACCUGAGCUUAAAACUCCUGAUCCACAGCCUGAUAUUUUGAAUGCACCAGAUGGUGAUAAUCAGGUGGGAGCAUGUAACAUAGAUGAAGGAGAUGAAUGGCCUAGCAUAAAGGAAGUGAGAGGAGACUGGACUAAAUCAGGAGCUGUGUUCUCAGCAGAAGAUCUUGCCCUUUUGGAUUCGGCUGAGCGGCCGCUACAGCUAACCCCUGGAAGCGACGUGGUGCCCAGCAAUAGACAAGAGGACCUCCUAAACCAAAACCUGCCUGAACCGGGAGUAGCUAGUAAUAACUUUAGGCCUAAUUACGUAGUAACUAAUAGUCCCACACUAGGCAGCCCCAAUUUCGUAUGUCCAAACGGCAACUUGGGCUCACCGUUCGGAAGUCAAACCUUGACUCUCAGCGGCCCCACGCUGAGCUCGGGAAGCCUCGCCACUUCAACGUUACAUAGAAAUAAAGGUAAAGGCAAUGUGCGGAGAAGAGAGCACGUACUAGCUGAGAAUUUACCAGGACCAGAGAGCUGCGUGUGAAAUGUGUAAUAAUUUAGCUUUUCAGGAUUUGAAUUGUGUUUUUAAUUUGCCAAUGAAGUACAGGUUAACUAUUAAUGUAGGGAUUUGUCUAGUCAAUUUUUAUACGUGUUUUCUUGUGGUCCACUGUACAUGACGAGCUACCAUUAUUAAUUGUAAGUAAGAGUUAUUUUGCCAAAUUUAUAGGAAAUAUAGUUUUUAAAACGACAAUAUUUAUGGUGUAAAUAAAAUGUAUUUAGAAGGUAAUGGAAUAUAAUAUAGUCGAAAUACCUGAUACAAUUCGUUGGUGUGCAAUAAAAUAAACACGAUACAUAUUUGUAACUUAAUGUAACUCAACAUGGACUCAACAAUAAUUUUGCUCAAAAA
This is a messenger RNA of Manduca sexta (tobacco hornworm), 3005 nucleotides long. Its product is annotated as hemicentin-1. The record is from RefSeq and is a predicted model, not a curated record. NCBI's taxonomy places the organism in Eukaryota, Metazoa, Arthropoda, Insecta, Lepidoptera, Sphingidae. Bases 486 to 2642 code for a protein of 718 amino acids. The transcript has 17 exons.